This is a messenger RNA of Medicago truncatula (barrel medic), 574 nucleotides long. Its product is annotated as glycine-rich RNA-binding protein 2. NCBI's taxonomy places the organism in Eukaryota, Viridiplantae, Streptophyta, Magnoliopsida, Fabales, Fabaceae. The record is from RefSeq and is a predicted model, not a curated record. The transcript has 2 exons. Bases 74 to 409 code for a protein of 111 amino acids.
CAACUUCAUUUUCAUCCAUCAUAUACUUAUAUCGAUACACAUAAUUAAGUUUCAAAGUGAGUACUUCUUGAAAAUGAAUUCCAAGGCGUUACUUUUUCUAGCCAUGUUGUUGGCUUCCAUCCUUCUCAUUUGUGCAGAGUCUGCACCCAAAGACUUGGACAACAAAGAUGAAAAAAUAGACACAAAUGGAUAUUAUGGAGGUGGGGGUUAUGGUGGUAGGGGUGGUUAUGGUGGUUGGCGCGGUGGUUAUGGUGGUAGGGGUGGAUAUGGUGGAUGGCGUGGUGGUUAUGGUGGUGGACGUGGUGGUGGUGGUUGGCGUGGGGGAUAUGGUGGUGGCCGCGGCGGUUGGGGUGGUGGUUGGCCUGCCGAAAACCAUGAUGCUUAUACUGAUGCUGAACCUCAGAACUAAGCAAGAACUUGAGCUAGAGUCGGUUCAUAGUACUACUACAAUAAAUAAAACUUCAUGUGUGAAGUGUACUUAUGUAGAAAAAGGAAACAUAUACAAUAAAAGUUAGAAUCCUAUGAUCUAGUGUACCUGUUAAAUGAAUAAUACACUUAAUUAACCUUACAUACA